AUGUAUCUAAUUGACAGGUUGUACUCUGCCGACGACUUGUACACCGUUCGGCAGCGGGAAGACAAGCCCCUUCGAGAGUACGCUGCUCGUUUCAGCCAUGAGUAUUCCAGGUGCCCGAAAACUGAUGACAAGGCGGCCUUCGGCGCCUUCAAGAGUGGCCUUCGGUCCUCACAUUUUUGGUAUUUGGUACACAGUAGCAAUUGGCGUACCUACAACGAGUUGAUGAAACAAGCGACGAUCCAUGCCAAGGCCGAAUACUUCAACUCAAAGGUCGGGCCUUCGGCUCGGCAGGAGGAACCAGUACCACAGAAGUAUUCGGCACAAGAAAAGCCGUACGGCACUAUUGAGAAAAAUGGCGGGUAUCAGGUAGGGCAUAAACGGAAGGAUUCACAUGGAGGUGUUCGGCAGGAACACUACAAGAAAGGAAAGGGGAGAUUCGGCCGCAACGACCACUGUGCGCCACUGCCGAACCACGGCCAAGGGCAAGAAGUCUACACUCUGCUUAACACCUCAUACGAGGCUGUUCUCAUGAACGAGCAGGAGAUUAUACCGAAGCCCGUCAACCGGAAACCUAAUCGGCAGGACAACCGAGACACUAGAAAAUUCUGCCGAUACCAUCAACACAACAGUCACAACACAGAAGACUGCAUAAGCCUACGAAAAAUCGUUGAGCGGUUGAUUCGGGAAGGCAAGUUGGAUCAGUACAUCGCCAGGCCCUAA
Molecule: messenger RNA, 720 nt
Organism: Prunus avium (sweet cherry)
Lineage: Eukaryota; Viridiplantae; Streptophyta; Magnoliopsida; Rosales; Rosaceae
Source: RefSeq, a predicted model, not a curated record